CGGGCGGCGGAGCGCGCGUGCGCAUUGCCGGCGGGCGGAGGGCCGCGGUGCCGCUGAGGGCAGCUUACCAGAAUCCAAAUGGCUCUCUUGCACAGGCAGUUGGGAUUUUCCUUAAGCCAUCUGAGCAACGCAGUCAUCCAGCGACACCUCAGUGUCAGUGGAGCAUGCCGAGCAAUACAGAAACUUACUCGCGUGCGAGUGGUGGACAACAGUGCCUUGGGAAACGCGCCCUACCACCGGCCACCAAAGUGUAUCCACGUGUAUAACAAGACUGGAGUUGGCAAAGUAGGAGAUAAGAUCCUUCUGGCUAUCAAAGGAGAAAAGAAGAAGGCUUUGAUUGUAGGACACAAGAUGCCUGGUCCUCACAUGACGCCUAGGUUUGAUUCUAACAAUGUGGUGCUCAUAGAAGACAACGGAAAUCCGUUAGGAACUAGAAUAAAAACACCCAUACCCUAUAUCCUGCGGCAGAGAGAAGGAGAGUUCUCCAAAGUUUUGGCCAUUGCCCGCAACUUUGUAUGAGAGUUAGAGAUUUCUGUCAAUCCUGUUCAUACCCUUUCCUACAGUACCUGUUCCUUGGUCCUUUUCUAGAAAAAGGUGAAACACGCGGAAGUUGAGGUUAAUUAAGAGUCUCUUUUCCUGUUUAUGACAUACAAACAGCUAAUUUAAAUUCUGAAAUGCCUUGUUUUUCUCCAGAAGAGAAAACAGCAUGUUUGGGAAGUGGUCCUAUACUAACACUGCUCUGCUGGUGUUACUUUGGUCUCCAGUUAUUAAAGUAAGAAGAUGAAAAUCUG
Molecule: messenger RNA, 791 nt
Organism: Centrocercus urophasianus (Greater sage-grouse)
Lineage: Eukaryota; Metazoa; Chordata; Aves; Galliformes; Phasianidae
Gene: MRPL14
Product: mitochondrial ribosomal protein L14
Exons: 3
Coding region: 79-519 (146 amino acids)
Biological process (GO): translation
Cellular component (GO): mitochondrion; ribosome
Molecular function (GO): structural constituent of ribosome
Source: RefSeq, a predicted model, not a curated record